UAAUGAGACUUUGGUGCGAAAUUGCUGUUCGAAUUUUGUGGAGAAUAAUUAAAAAAUUCGAAACUUUACUUGCAUAUCUUCCAAAUGAAUCCGAAGCUACGUUAAUUGAGAAUAAUGUCAUUAGCAGUUUUAAGUAUAUAUCAAAUCAACAGAAAUAUCUAUGUGUGUUUGAGGGUGCUGCUGGUGGGGAAAGACUUAAAAGCAUAUUUACAAACACUCGAGGAUAUAUAUUAUUUGAAGACAAUAAAAGCAACAUUCAAUUGGAAACAAAAAGAAUGGAAGGAACAAUUAUUUUUAUUACCAAUUCUGGACAAUAA
This is a messenger RNA of Funneliformis caledonium, 317 nucleotides long. The record is from the annotation of a GenBank genome assembly. NCBI's taxonomy places the organism in Eukaryota, Fungi, Glomeromycota, Glomeromycetes, Glomerales, Glomeraceae.